Molecule: messenger RNA, 291 nt
Organism: Iphiclides podalirius (scarce swallowtail)
Lineage: Eukaryota; Metazoa; Arthropoda; Insecta; Lepidoptera; Papilionidae
Source: the annotation of a GenBank genome assembly
AUGAAGAACUCCAUGACGCUCGCUCUCGUGUUCCUCUUCGGUGCGUUGGUCGUGGUCAGCUGUGACAGCUACGGGCAGGUCUACUGCGGCAGGAGGCUGGCUAAUACCCUCGCCCUGCUUUGCGAGAACAACCUUCUGGUCAAAAGGACCAUGGCCAAAGACAUGCCUGAUGGCUUCGGGUGGCCUUGGAUACCCCAACACAGGGCCAACGCCCUCGGCAGGGCCAAACGCCAGGUCGUCUCGGAGUGCUGCGAAAAGGCCUGCACCAUCGACGAACUGCUCUCCUACUGC